CCUUCGCUUCUAUCAUCAGUUUUUACAUCGGCUCCUCUCUCCUCUCUCCUCCUUCAGAUCCGACUCCAAGUGGAUUCUAGAGCUAGGGUUUUCACCGUUCUCCCUCGAAGCUUGUCGUUCACUCCACCGUCGAAGCUCGUCGUCCCUCGAAUCUCGUGGUCGACUCCUCUUUGAAGCUCGUCGUCGACUCCUCCCUCGAAGAUCGUCGUCCCUUGAAGCUCGUCGUCCCUCGAAGAUCGUCGUUUACUCCUCCCUCGACUGUCUUCCCUCUCGAGUCAUCAAAAUAUAAUUUUGCACGAAAUCUGAUCUCAUCCCUUGCGGAUCUGUAAUUUCAAUCAGCUUCAUUUAAUUAUCAGAGAGACAAUUUUAAGGGUGUUUAGGUAGAAGUCUAUCCAUGGCGAUUGAAUGUCUUGUUCUAGGUGCAGGACAGGAAGUGGGAAAGAGCUGUGUUGUUGUCUCUAUUGGAGGGAAGAGAAUAAUGUUUGACUGUGGAAUGCACAUGGGUCACCAUGAUCACCAAAGAUACCCCGACUUCUCUCUCAUCUCAAAAACUGGAGACUUCAAUUCUGCUCUCACAUGCAUAAUUAUCACUCACUUCCAUCUCGAUCAUGUUGGAGCUCUUCCUUACUUUACAGAGGUAUGUGGAUAUAAUGGUCCCGUAUACAUGACAUAUCCAACAAAGGCUUUGGCCCCUUUGAUGUUGGAGGACUAUCGGAAAGUUAUGGUAGAUCGAAGAGGAGAAGAGGAGCAAUUUACUUAUGAUCAUAUAGUUGAAUGCAUGAAGAAAGUUACACCAUUGGACUUGAAGCAAACAGUGCAAGUCGAUAAAGAUCUUCAGAUUCGUGCGUAUUAUGCAGGUCAUGUUCUUGGAGCUGCAAUGAUUUAUGCAAAGGUUGGGGUAAAUGCAAUGGUUUAUACUGGGGAUUAUAAUAUGACACCUGAUAGACAUCUCGGUGCUGCUCAAAUUGACCGCUUACAGUUGGACCUCCUUAUAACAGAAUCCACAUAUGCUACAACUAUACGAGAUUCAAAAUAUGCUAGAGAAAGGGAGUUUUUGUUGGCUGUUCACAAAUGUGUUGCUCGAGGAGGCAAAGUUCUGAUACCAACUUUUGCUCUUGGAAGAGCACAGGAGCUCUGUUUAUUGUUGGAUGAUUAUUGGGAACGCAUGAAUUUGAAGGUUCCUAUAUACUUUUCAGCUGGUUUGACACUACAAGCUAAUAUGUAUUAUAAAAUGCUUAUCAGUUGGACAAGCCAGAAAAUUAAAGACACUUAUGUUACACGUAAUACAUUUGAUUUUAAGCAUGUUUGCCAGUUUGAACGUACUAUGAUAAAUGCACCUGGGCCAUGUGUUUUAUUUGCAACACCUGGGAUGAUCAGUGGUGGAUUUUCUCUCGAGGUAUUUAAACAGUGGGCCCCAUCUGAACUGAACCUUGUGACGCUCCCUGGCUAUUGUGUUGCUGGCACCAUCGGGCAUAAAUUAAUGUCUGGUAAACCGACUAAGAUUAACUUGGACAAGGACACACAAAUUGAUGUUCGUUGCCAAAUUCAUCAGUUGUCUUUUAGUCCUCAUACAGAUAGCAAGGGGAUUAUGGAUCUCAUAGGAUUUCUCUCCCCUCAACAUGUUAUACUUGUGCAUGGAGAGAAGCCUAAGAUGGCAAAGUUGAAAUUAAGAAUUCAAUCUCAAUUGGGAAUUGAGUGUCAUUAUCCUGCAAAUAAUGAGACUGUGUCCAUUCCUACAACUCAGACGGUGAAAGUGGAUGCUACUAAAAAGUUUAUUCAGAAUUGUUCUCGUGCAAAUAUUUCUGGAGCAAUAAAUGGUUUACCUUUGAUUUCAGAGUCUAGUAUCACAGCCAUGUGGAAAUCUUCAAGAGAUGAAAUGGUAGCUGAGGCCAUCCUAGUUAUGGAGAAAACUCAAUCUGCAAAAGUUAUGUGCGAAGAUGAGCUUCUGAAGACUUUUGGGGAGAAGGAACACAAGUUAAAAGUUAUCCAAUAAAA
This is a messenger RNA of Asparagus officinalis (garden asparagus), 1995 nucleotides long. Its product is annotated as cleavage and polyadenylation specificity factor subunit 3-II. The transcript has 3 exons. The record is from RefSeq and is a predicted model, not a curated record. NCBI's taxonomy places the organism in Eukaryota, Viridiplantae, Streptophyta, Magnoliopsida, Asparagales, Asparagaceae. Gene Ontology annotation, cellular component: nucleus. Gene Ontology annotation, biological process: snRNA processing. The coding region runs from base 395 to 1993 and encodes 532 amino acids.